Messenger RNA from Anisakis simplex (herring worm), 195 nucleotides. The record is from the annotation of a GenBank genome assembly. Lineage: Eukaryota; Metazoa; Nematoda; Chromadorea; Rhabditida; Anisakidae.
AUGAUUUCGAUUGUUGCAGGAGGUGCAGGCUUGCUGAUUGGCCAUCCGUUGGAUACGGUUAAGGCUCGAUUGCAAACCGUUAGCACCUAUGGUGGAAUGGAAAUGGCUUAUGAAUGCAGUGGAGUUCCAGGUUUCUGGUCUCUACAAAGGAAUGCUGGUGCCGUUUGCAACAGUCGGGGUGUUGCACUCUUUGCU